AUGCCUUUCAUCGCCUGGGAACGAGGAGCGGUAGCGCGAGAAAACGAUUCGCAGCCAUCCUCCCCUUUCGCGGAAGAAAAAAAGAAGAAAAACGCAUGGAUGCGUUGGUUAAAGCAGGGGAGUUAACCUUGUUCCGGUGUUCUCCGAUCCAAACAGGCAGCGGUGUGAGGUUGUGCCAGUUUGGAGCUUGCGCGUUUAAACUGGACCUUUCAAGCCGCUGGGUUGAUCUGUUCGCCUUCUUCGCUUUCCGUGGAGGAGCAGCGGCUGCUGCCUUCGCCACAACGCGCAGGAAAUAACGGGACUUCACUCUACUCGGGAUGGACUUUAGGCUGAUGACUCAGAUGAGCUUAUCCAGCAGAGGUGCAGCAGAGGUGAUUCUUGCUCUUCCAGUCCUGGGGCGGUCCUCAUGUGGAUCAUUAAAGACUAAACGGCAUAUCAGUCACUGACCUCACAGAGCCACCAUCUGAGCAGUCAGUAGAAGUUGCCAAAUCUGGAUAACCAGGAGCCAUAGACUAUCAGAAGCACCGUGGAUUUAGCUUCCUUUUGAUGAGUUUCAUUAAGGACGCUUACGAACCAAAUCCUGAGAAGUCUGGAAAACAAGAACAGCGGGGUCUGUGGUCAGCCGGGCUGAUUUUUUUCUCAUACCGAUUUGUCAUCACGCUAUUUUUGUCCGUUGCCAUCCUAAUGUUCCCACUAACUGAUUUUUGACUGUGACAACAUGUUGCUGACCAAGAAGAAUAAAAACAGGACAUUUGCUCUCCUGUUUUGUGUCAUUACAUUUACGACAUUCCUGUUCAGUUACACUUUUCGGGAUCCUUCGCUCUACUUCUUCAAGUACGCAUCCCGCCUGUCGGACAGUUUCUUUGCCAAAGGGCUAUGCGCUUGUCAGCAGUGCAUAGCAGAGUUGGAGGAUGACCCAUGGUUCUCCGAGCACUUCAAUCAGUCCGUCCACCCUCUGAUGACCAGGGAGAACAGCGUCCUCUCUGAUGAGACCUUUAAGUGGUGGCAGUGGUUGCAGUCAGAGAGGCAGCCGGCCAACUUCACUGAAGUGGUGGAGGAGCUGUUCCAAGUCAUCCCCGAUGAGGUGCUUUACAUGGAUGCUAGCCCCGAGCGCUGCAGGACCUGCGCAGUGGUGGGGAACUCUGGGAACCUGAAGGGGUCCUAUUAUGGCAGGCUCAUCGACUCCUAUGAUUUCAUCAUAAGAAUGAACCAGGCUCCCACCGCUGGCUUUGAGCGGGAUGUGGGCUCCAGAACAACUCAUCAUCUCAUGUAUCCAGAAAGCGCCGUAGACCUGGACAAUGGCACCAGUCUGGUUCUGAUCCCUUUCAAGACUCUGGACCUGCAGUGGAUUAUCAGUGCUCUGACCACUGGCACUAUAAAACAAACAUACAUGCCCGUUAUGUCCAGGAUAAAGGCAAACAAAGAUAAGGUGUUGAUUUACAGUCCAGCGUUUUUCAAAUACGUCUAUGAGUCUUGGCUGGAGGGUCACGGGCGAUAUCCUUCAACUGGCUUCCUGAGCCUGCUGUUCGCUAUCCACAUAUGUGAUGAGGUCAAUGUGUUUGGAUUCGGUGCAGACCAGUAUGGAAACUGGCACCACUACUGGGAGAAGAACCAUUUGGCCGGGGCGUUCCGACACACGGGAGUCCAUGAUGGAGAUUACGAACAUAAUGUCACCCAGCUGCUGGCAGACAAGCACAAAAUCCAAAUUUUUAAAGGCAGAUGAUACCAAGCCCAUAUGUGCGGGAUGACCACCAAAUGAACCCAGUAGCCUUUAAUGUUUGUUUCCAAAGACAUUUUCAUAAAUUUGUCUAGAGGAUCCGGUUUCCUUUUUUUGCUUUUUGUUUUCUUUGCUUUGGCUGCAGUUGAGAAAAUGUCGUUCUUAUUGACAAACCAACAGAGCUUUUGUCUCUGUAGGCAUAGACCGGCACUGGCCAUCAGCAAGACAAAAGCAACACUGCCCCUUUUCAGAAUCCAUAAUCUGAGACUGACCAAACAAGAAGACAAGAGAAGAUGACAUGCUGUCAACAAGCAUGCUUAUAUUAAAAGCUGACGCAUUCUGUUUUCCUCACAACUGAGAUCAGCAUUAUGGCCACAUGAACCUUGCUACCUGCACGUUUUGCUCCAAUAUGCUCUGCUGAAAGCAGUCAGACAAAGUGCCAGAUUUGUGGAGAGGUGGAAUCGAUGAUUGUCAUUUCUGCAGUUAGUGUCUCUACUGGAUGCUGCUGACGUACAAAUUGACAACCAACCAACAGUUUUUUAUUGUAUUUUAGAAGUUUCAUAACAAAACCUUAUUAACUACACUGUAAAUAACAUUCAUAAAUGAUGUGUCAGUGAAGGUGUUUUAUAUUAUAGUACUAGCAGAUGUGAGAGAAAAUCAACUCUUUUUUUCAUCACACCGACUGAUUUUGACAUAAAUUACUCGUAUUGCGGAGCUCCCUGCAUCUGGCUUGUCUGAUUGCGGCAGUAAAAUACAGUUAGAUUAGGCUAAAGGGACAUUUAAAUCAAGUCCAAAAUCAGCCCCAAAGCAUAACGUGACUUUUGCAGACUACCCACAAGGUCAUAGCCUUAUUUUUAGAAGUACUUAAGUCAUAAGCCUGAGUUGGGAGAAUUUGGACCUCUAAGACCUCCCGACAUUAAAUUAUCAGUAGUAAUUGAAUUAGAAUGACUCCAGGGCAAUGACAAUAUUCAUCUGAUGUGCACUCCUUAUGUCCAAGACUAAAAUAUCUCAACAACUAUCAGAUAAAUAAUAUUUUAUGCGCACAUUUAUGGUCCCCAGAAGAUGUGACCAAACAACUUCGCUGAUUCUGUAUCCCCUGCUGCCACCAUACCACCACCAUUCGUAUAGCAUUUGUGAUUUUGAGUGAAAUAUCUUAACAAAAUUUGAUGUAAAUUUAGUUGUUUGUGGUAGUUAGGCUCAAUUCAUAUCAAAAUAUGAGUCUGGUAUCACACCCUCUGGAUCCCAUUGUGGUGAUCUUACUGAUGCAGUUUUUUUUUUCUUUUUUUAAAAGAAAUUUGCACACAAUCAAAUGAUUUGACUGUCCUGGCAGGUCAUUGCUGGGGCAUAAUCAGUUCCAAGCAGAGAGACUCUAUGAAGUCUAUGAAAUGUUGUGGGCAGUGGAAGUUUGGGCUGACUUCCUAGCUAAAAACACAGGUCAACUGUGAUCGCUUAAAUUUCCAUGAAAUAUAUGGUUAACGACCAAAUACCUGAAUAUGUAAUGACAUGUUAGCAUGCUAGCACAGGUGUAUAGCGUGCUAACAUGCUAUACUAGGAUGGUGGCCAUGGUAAGCUUUCCAUUUACUUCACUUCACCAUAUGGUCAAAUGUAGUUUAGAUCAAAGCUAAUCUACAAAAUCUACAAAUUCACUGAGGACGUACUGACGCGCCUCUCAGUGCUGCUCUGAUCCCCCAUGCACUGUUAAAUAUUUGAAUCACUCCACAGUUAAGGGAAUGAAAAACUGACUAUAUUGUUCUUGGUCUGGUGUUGGGGUUGAUUUUUAUUUUCGACUAUGAUUUUACUGAAAGUUUUUUUUCUGUACCAAAACAAUCAGUGUGAUCAUUUCAUCAUUGAAAUGACUAAUUGACAAAGUUUUUAAUAAGGUGAUAGGUAACAGGUGUAACACAAAAUCAUUCAUCCUGAACACCACACUUAUUAUACAGCCUGUGUUGGGGUGCCUUAUGAUUGAAAUCAGUGAUGUACUCCACAUUUUUGAAGUACAAACUAUUUUGUAAAGAAAUGCAGCCUUUAAGUGCCUUUAAGGGAAGUUUCAAUUGAAUUCAAUCAUAUUGUCUUCUAAUUAUUGUCUUGGGGAUGUGGAUUAACGUGUUUAUUUCUUUGUAACUUUAAGUUAGCUUUAAUCUGUGCACUCACUGUAACUUCUAAACAAUCAUAUGCAUGAUACAUACGGUACAGAUUGUCAGUAAUAUGUUGGCACACUUGCAGUUUGGACGAGACAAUGUCUUGCCCAGGCUUGAGGUUUCUGUAUUAGUUACGCUCGCUGAACUCGUUGUGGAUGUGUGAACACUGAAUGCUUGAUGGAGCACAGAGGCACUCUUCCCGGCUCUCAUGUUCUCACGUCCCGUGUGUUAUUUCGUCAGAGCAGGGGACCUAUGAUCUUCUCCAUGUGCCUUGAAACAUAAUGGAGCCAUUUGCUCGGUCAUCGUGUUUCUGAUCUUUGACGCGUCCAUGUGAGGGAGGGCUGACGGCGUUGAAGGCAAACCACAGCGACCAUCCAGUUCAACUUGUUUUUUUUUUUUUUUCUGCCUGCCACCUUGUGUACAUGCAUCUAAAACAGAAGACAACAGUGGCGUACAUUUGUUCUACAGGGAAUACUGUCACCUAGUGGACGAGAAUGUGAAGCAAGGUCGCUUGGUAUUAACUUUUAAAACUGUACUCACUUAUUAAUGUUUAAAAUAAAUUCUUUAAUUUAUCCCUCAGUGAGGAAACAUUAAGGUCUGAGUUCUUGGUUAUUUAAAACCAACCGAAGCAGCUCUUUCACAUUAAAUAAUCCAUAGUGGGGUUUUUUUUAUUUUUCAACUGGAGGAGUUCAUGGACACUGACUUGUGUGGGAGAGAUGGAUAAUGACAUGAAUUAUUCAGUUGUUCGGCAUUCAACGGACUGCCACAGUGCAGAGAAAUACAACCGCAGCCUUUACGUUGCAAUCUGUGAAAAGGACGCCUCUACUGAAAUAAAGCAAAUAUUAACAAAUAUAUC
Messenger RNA from Mugil cephalus (flathead mullet), 4711 nucleotides. RefSeq names its product CMP-N-acetylneuraminate-beta-galactosamide-alpha-2,3-sialyltransferase 1-like. Lineage: Eukaryota; Metazoa; Chordata; Actinopteri; Mugiliformes; Mugilidae. The transcript is spliced from 8 exons. The record is from RefSeq and is a predicted model, not a curated record. Gene Ontology annotation, molecular function: beta-galactoside (CMP) alpha-2,3-sialyltransferase activity. Bases 719 to 1723 code for a protein of 334 amino acids.